UGCAUGAGGGCUUAAAUUCAUCCGUUAGUUAUGCUUAAACAAAGGCAUGCAUGCAUAUUGCCUAUACAAGUUCUUCCUACAAGUAUAAAUCGCUAGUUCUGAAGUUAUCCCACUAAAGAAUAAAUUAUAACUCACAAACUAUCAAAAAUAACAAAAAAUGGAGGCACUUAUACAAUUUGAUCAAGACUACUCCAAAUACUACACCUGCAUCAUGGAAGCCCUUAAUUCACUUUCCUACUUCCAGAUCACCAUUUCCCUUCUCUUGAUCUUCGCCGUUAUUUACAUUACUAGAAGGCAAUCCCAUGUUUACCUCGUUGAUUUUUCGUGUUUUCAAGCUCCGGCAUUCCACCGUAUUUCGGUGGGUGCUUUUAUUGAACACUCAGCGCUACGAGAGGAACAGUUCAAUACAACAGAAGUAAACGAGUUUGAAAAGAAAGUAAUCGUAAGAUCAGGAAUGGGGAAUGAGACUUAUUGUGCUGAAGGUUCGGAUUUUAUUCCUUCUGAUAAUUCUUUGAAGCAAGCAAUGAUAGAAGUAAAACUUGUGCUCUUCACAGUUGUUGAAACACUCCUUAAGAAACACAAGAUUAACCCAAAAAGCAUUGAUAUUCUUGUAACUAAUUGCAGCAUUAAUUGCCCAACACCUUCAUUAUCUUCUUUGGUUAUAAAUAAAUUUGGAUUUAGAAGCAAUAUAAGGAGCUUUCAUCUCUCAGGAAUGGGGUGUAGUGCUGGAAUCCUUGCUAUUAGCUUGGCUAAAGACUUGCUUAAAGUUCAUAAAAACUCCUUGGCUUUAGUGCUCAGCACUGAGACUAUUAGCUCUAAUGUUUAUCUAGGCAAGCAAAAGUCUAUGCUCCUUGCUAACUGCUUGUUUCGAAUUGGGGGUGCCGGCAUUUUGCUCUCCAAUCGGAAAUGUGAUAGAAAAGUAGCCAAGUAUGAGCUCCAACACAUUGUCCGAACCCAUCUUGGUGCCAAGGACGAUGCUUAUACGUGCGUAUUUCAGAAAGCUGAUGAGGAUGGCAAGGUAGGGGUACGUCUCUCUAGAACAGUAGUCCAUGUAGCAGGGGAAGUGUUGAAAACCAACUUGACCACCCUAGGACCUCUAGUGUUACCCUACUCAGAGCAAAUACAAUUUGCCCUUCAUUUUGUGUGGACAAAGUUUUGGCCACGGACUAAGAAGCAAGCUCCCUAUGUCCCUAACUUUAAGAAGGCGUUCGACCAUUUUUGCAUCCACGCAGGAGGGAAGGCGGUGGUCGACGCGAUCAAAGAAAGGUUAAGUUUGAGUGAAUGGGAUGUUGAGGCAUCUAAGAUGACAUUAUAUAGGUAUGGUAACACUUCAUCUUCCUCAACAUGGUACUCUUUAUGUUACCUUGAAGCUAAAGGGAGAGUUAAAAAGGGUGAUAAAGUUUUCCAAAUAUGUUUUGGGAGUGGAUUUAAGUGUAAUAGUGCUGUUUGGAAGCGUAUAUCUAAGGUAGUAAGCAAGGAAGUCUGUAAUGCAUGGUCUGAUAGAAUAAAUAGGUACCCUAUUGAUGUACCUGAAAUUAUUGAGCACUAAAUUACUUUGAAUUUUAUUGAAGCAGGGUACAUUCUUUCUAUAGCUAAA
This is a messenger RNA of Beta vulgaris subsp. vulgaris (sugar beet), 1597 nucleotides long. RefSeq names its product 3-ketoacyl-CoA synthase 7-like. Gene Ontology annotation, molecular function: acyltransferase activity, transferring groups other than amino-acyl groups. Gene Ontology annotation, cellular component: membrane. The transcript is spliced from 2 exons. Gene Ontology annotation, biological process: fatty acid biosynthetic process. The coding region runs from base 158 to 1549 and encodes 463 amino acids. The record is from RefSeq and is a predicted model, not a curated record. NCBI's taxonomy places the organism in Eukaryota, Viridiplantae, Streptophyta, Magnoliopsida, Caryophyllales, Amaranthaceae.